This is a messenger RNA of Hyaloscypha bicolor E, 1089 nucleotides long. RefSeq lists its product as uncharacterized. The transcript has 2 exons. Bases 261 to 1004 code for a protein of 247 amino acids. Lineage: Eukaryota; Fungi; Ascomycota; Leotiomycetes; Helotiales; Hyaloscyphaceae. The record is from RefSeq and is a predicted model, not a curated record.
CACUCGUAUACUGCUAGGAACUCGCUUUGUUCUAAAAAUAAUAUAACUCAAGGAAGUUCCUUAAUAAUCCGAGAUAUAAGUAAAGGGUAUAUUAACCUGCUCUACUGUCCGUUUCUCAAUUGUCUCUCUCCUUCAAUUAUAUCAAUACCUCUUAAACAGAAUCACACGCUCCACCUCCUCCCCUUGUAUUUCCCUGAAAUUCCCCUAAAUACAUACGGUAUAUUAUUCACCCUUUAGCCUAUCUACACCAGCUCGAUAAAAUGGUUGCCUAUAUGCAUUUGAUGCUCCUUGCUACGGCAUGCUUCCAAAGCACCAUAGUUUCUGCUCUUCCAACCCCAGGAGAGAUAAGUGCUAACUGGGCGGACUCGGCAUUCGUUAUCUGCAUAAAGAAAACCUAUCCAAACUAUCCAGCAGGCGUCACCGACCCCAACAUCGUCCUUGGCUGUAGAAACUACCAUAAGAAGCGUGGCGUUACGGAUCUCGAAGCUGAUAACCUGGGCUCCCGAGACAUUCCCGGCCUUGUUCUCGCCCCUGGCGCAGAAUGUGACGGGGGCCCAGAUGCGCCUCUGCCGAAAAACUUCCUAGUUGUUACUGAUAUCCGCGCUGGGGCCGCUAAUUGGUGUGAUGCGAUGAAGAGCGACCUUAUCAAAUUCGGCCUAGGAAAGAUUGAUCAGAACUUCAAUAAUGCCGUAACGAAGACGGCUAACGAACUUCACGGACAUAAAGGCGUAGCCUUAUCGAUCCUGUUUGCAGUCACCCCACAAGGCCGAGCGGCUCUUAAGGGAGCUACCGUAGCGAACGCGGCUCUACUCAAAACCUGCACGGAAGCAAUUACAGCGCUUGCAACAAAGGGUGGGCAGGGCUGUACAAGAGAUAUUAACUGGUAUAACGCUGGGAAGGCCAAGGGUCAGACGAGCACGGGGGCUCGAGCUGGGGGAAUUGAUAUUAGUAAUGGUCCGGACGAUUUUGGUUAUAUGUCUAUGGAGUUCAUGGCGCCUUCUUAAUGCCCUGUCUAUUAUGUUUUUGUUGGUACAGCUAUGGCUGUAGGCAACGGGACAUGGGCAAUGGGACAUGGGCAACGGGACAUAC